Molecule: messenger RNA, 1617 nt
Organism: Sparassis crispa
Lineage: Eukaryota; Fungi; Basidiomycota; Agaricomycetes; Polyporales; Sparassidaceae
Product: GTPase-activating protein
Exons: 9
Coding region: 1-1617 (538 amino acids)
Biological process (GO): activation of GTPase activity
Cellular component (GO): Golgi apparatus
Molecular function (GO): GTPase activator activity
Source: RefSeq, a predicted model, not a curated record
AUGGCUGCUCGUCCUCCACCAGCUCGUCCACACAUUGGUUUGAAUCCAUCCCAUCGCUUCUCGUCAUACUCUGCUACAGAUUGGGCCGAGGAUGAUGCCUGGGACAGUGCCUCGGAUUCAGAAUCUCAGAGUUCUGCUACGUGGAAACGCCCUUCCAAUGCCGGAUCGUCAACCACCGCUCCGAAACCAGUUCCCAAGCCAGUCCGCAAUAAUUCAUCCACUACUCUAGCUUUCUCAUAUACCCAUGUCCAUGCUCCGAGUCCUAGCUCCUAUCCGCCGAGACAGGAAUCCACCCAUAAGAAUGGUUGGACUAUGGUCUCGAAAACGACCGCCCACCGAGGUAGUCUCGAUGCCCGCGAAUCGUCCAAGCCGAGCGGAGCAAAUACAUACGAUGAUGUCGAGGGUGACAUGAUUAUUGGUGACCUAGAUCCAGAGUUAUUAGAGCGCACCGCUAUACCCCACCAUAAACCCAGGCAAGAUCAAGGUUCCAUACGAGAUGACGUUGAAGAAAUUGUCAACGAUCCAUCGCAUCUCGUUCGUUCGCGCCCUGAGAAACGAUCUAGUUCCCAAUCCCGCUCGGCAGUAGAUUCACCACCCUCCGAUUCUGCUUCUGAGAAGUUGAAUCGCGAACGCUCAAUACGAACGAACAAGCGCCGGAGAUUCAUUGACUGUAUUACUUCUGAGGAUGUUAACAUGGCGCAACUACGGAAACUUGCAUGGAACGGGGUGCCGAGUGACCUUCGGCCAGUAGCAUGGCCCUUACUCCUUGGCUAUCUCCCUUUACCUGCACCUCUCCGUUCAUCUACUCUUGCACGAAAGCGACAGGAAUAUCAGUCGCUUGUGGAGCUUGCCUUUGCGCGAAAUCGGGAUGGCCUUGACCAGCAAAUAUGGCACCAAAUUGAGAUUGAUGUUCCUCGUACGAGGCCAGGCAUACAGUUAUGGAUGCAGGCUUGCACUCAGCGAAGCUUGGAGCGGAUACUUUAUGUCUGGGCGAUCCGACACCCCGCUAGCGGGUAUGUACAAGGCAUAAACGAUCUUGCCACGCCUUUCUUCCAAGUUUUCCUGUCAGCAUACAUCGAUUCGGACCCGGAAGAGUUUGACCCGGCGCUCUUACCUGGGAACAUCUUGAACGCAAUUGAAGCGGACACCUUCUGGUGUCUCUCUCGCCUACUUGAUGGGAUCCAGGAUAACUAUAUUGCGACUCAGCCUGGCAUUCAACGAAGCGUUAAACGAAUGGCAGAGCUCGUGGCGCGCAUUGAUCCACCGCUAGCGGCACAUCUAGAAGCGGAGAAUGUCGAAUUCAUGCAAUUCGCUUUCCGUUGGAUGAAUUGUCUCUUGAUGCGAGAAAUCAGUGUGCAAAAUACGAUCCGGAUGUGGGAUACCUAUCUGGCCGAAGGUCCAGAUGCAUUUUCGCAGUUCCAUCUCUAUGUCUGUUCUGCGUUUCUGGUCAGGUGGAGUAAGAAGUUGCAAGAGAUGGAUUUUCAGGGCAUAAUCAUGUUCUUGCAGUCCUUGCCCACACAAGGAUGGACAGACUAUGAGAUAGAGAUGCUGUUGAGCGAAGCAUUCGUGCAUUAUUCGACAUGGCACAAUGCGCAGAGUCACUUCCACGCCAAGUAG